Molecule: messenger RNA, 894 nt
Organism: Didymodactylos carnosus
Lineage: Eukaryota; Metazoa; Rotifera; Eurotatoria; Philodinida; Philodinidae
Source: the annotation of a GenBank genome assembly
AUGGCUUCCUCGAGAAAACCUCUUACUGAAGAAGAACUAGGACGAUAUGCAGAAGCAAUAAUGAGUGAAAGUAGUGAUGACUGUAUUCAGGAUCCAAAUUUUGAAUUAACGGAUAGCGAAAAUGAAAAUGAAUUUUCGGAUAAUUCUGAAUCUGAGCCAAAUGUAGAGAGCAGAGAAACUGAACUUACAUUUGAAACAGAAAAUGAUUGCAUUACGGACACUUCUAAUCUAAAUUGGAUUUCGAAUGUUGAAAAUCUAAAUAGAUUAGUGUUUACCGGAAGUGGAGGUAUACAAUUUCAAUUUUCUACUACGGGCCCAGAAGGAAAAAUUACACCAUCUGAUAUAUCUUUUACUAUAAUUGAUGAUAAUGCAUCAUAUGUGAUGCAUGGACGUCUCAGUCAAAAGUUCCCAACUAAAACUACAUUUAAAAAAAUCAGUACGGGUGAAAGAACUAAAAUGAAUAGAAAAACACCUAGCGGUGCCUCAAAACGUACUAGUGCAGCUAGUGAAAUUAAAGAUGUAGAAGAUAAUGAAAACAUUCAUGAAUUUCACGACCAGGAACACAGCAUAUCCAUUACCGACUUAGACUCUGAUAGUAGCAGUAUCAUCAGUGAUAAAGAUGAUAAUCCUGUGAUAAAUGAAAAUAUUGCAAGAGAAGCUAUAAGAAAUGACAAUAUAGAAUAUGAAGACCCCAACACAUGGCCAAUUAUUUUGAAUGAAAAACCAAUUGAUGAUAUAAUAAAGAACCUUCCGGUGCAAAAUUUAGAUGAAUUAGAUUUUUCAAAUUCAAAAAUUGUAUCAAAAAGUCAAAAGAGGUACGCAUCAAAAAAUAUUUUUUUCCGAACACUGUUAAAUGGAGAAAUUAAAAGAAGGGAAUGGCUUGGCUUCUUUUGA